Molecule: messenger RNA, 3466 nt
Organism: Cercospora beticola
Lineage: Eukaryota; Fungi; Ascomycota; Dothideomycetes; Mycosphaerellales; Mycosphaerellaceae
Biological process (GO): intracellular protein transport; endoplasmic reticulum to Golgi vesicle-mediated transport; COPII-coated vesicle cargo loading
Cellular component (GO): endoplasmic reticulum exit site; COPII vesicle coat
Molecular function (GO): SNARE binding; zinc ion binding
Source: RefSeq, a predicted model, not a curated record
GCGAAAGUGGCUACUGCUGCAGCACAUGAAAGCUGGCAUCGACACACUUCUGGUCCGAGAGGAGCGGCAGAAUUGCACGAGUCCGUGUGUCGGUUUCGCAAAUGACUGCGCACACGCUGUGAGAGGGCAGCACUUCCAUCUGGCCCCAUGUUUUCCAUGAACUCGCCGCAAGCCUCGCCCUUCGAUAAACCACGAGACGAUCGACCACGGCCCAGCCGCCAGACGUCGCAACUUCGCCCUGCAGUCGCACCCUCUCCUGGAGGUUAUCAACAGGGAGACUCGUACUUUCCGCAACAGCCUCCGAGCUCGAACCCCCAACAGUUGCCCUACGGACAGCCCGGCAUGGACCAGCAGCAAUAUGCCGGCCAGCAGUAUGGCGGGCCACAGUACGGCGCACAGCCCGAUGUCAAUGGUGCAGCGCAGCAAAUGGGACAGAUGGGAAUAGAUGCUGCUGGCGGCACUGUUCGGAGAAAGAAGAAGGACAGACAUGCUCAUCACACUAUCGAAACGCCAGCUGGAACUUCUGCCUUCGGAGCGAAUGGGAUUCCACAAGGAGCACCAGGUGCAGACCCAUCACAAGCGCCGUGGCAGCAGCCUGCACAACCAUGGCAGACGCAAGCCUCGCCUCAGCCUGGCGGUCAACUGCAUCCGCAGCCUGGUGUUCCAUUCCAACAGCCCGGAGCGCCAAUAGGAGCACCCAUCAGCAUGGGAAAUGCACAACAGCCUGGACAACCACCUGGAGCGCAGCGAGUCGACCCAAACCUCAUCCCGAGCAUACCUUUGAGCCGCGAUCUCCCUGCAGACUACUACAAACAGCAUGUAUAUCCAACAAUGGAGCAGCGGUUACCUCCGCCCGCCACGACCCCUUUUGUUGCCUUCGACCAAGGCAACGCCUCACCGAAACACGCACGACUCACACUGAACUGCAUACCGAAUUCUCAAGAACAAUUAGCCACGACCGCAUUGCCUCUUGGACUGGUAGUUCAGCCAUUGAAUCGACAAUCUGACGGCGAAUCUGCCAUUCCUGUACUUGAUUUUGGUGAGAUCGGACCUCCUCGAUGUCGAAGAUGCCGUGCAUACGUCAAUCCAUUCAUGGUGUUCUCCAAUGGUGGUAACCGAAUGACCUGCAAUCUCUGUGGGCAUCCCAAUGAAGUGCCUCCCGAAUACUUUGCCCCAACCGACCCUUCCGGGAUUCGUGUAGAUCGCCAGGAUCGACCGGAACUCCUCCUGGGCACCUGUGAAUUUCUCGUGCCAAAGGAGUAUUGGUCAAAAGAGCCGGUCGGUCAGCGCUACCUCUUCCUCCUGGACGUCAGCGCAGAAAGUUGCACUCGCGGCUUCCUGAAAGCCACUUGUGAUGGCCUGCUGGCCGCACUCUACGGCGAUGAUUUUGAAGUUGAGCCUAGAGACGACGACGAUGAGGACGAAGCUGAGGCGAAGCCACCAAAGCCCAGCAAAGUGCCUGCAGGCGCAAAGGUCGGUUUUGUCGCGUUCGAUCGCGAGAUCCAUUUCUUCAAUGUUUCCUCUGGUCUCUCUGCGCCACAACAGCUUGUUGUAUCUGACCUUGAAGAACCAUUUGCUGCUAUCUCUGCUCAGCACCUAUUUGUGAAUGCGGCUGAGUGCAAGUCGAAUAUUGUCACUCUGCUGCAACAACUCCCUGCCAUGUUCGAGCGCAUCAAACAUGCCGAGCCUGCUCUCUUACCUGCGCUACAAGCGGCAUUGUCCGGAUUGUCGGAAUCAGGCGGCAAGAUCAUUUGCACACUGGCAAGCUUGCCCACUUACGGUCCAGGACGGCUGACAGUGCGUGAUCGGAAUAUGCAAACAGCUUCGAAUGACAACCCAGAACAGGAGAAGGUCUUGUUCCGAACAGAAAACCAAAGUUACAAGAAGCUACAAGCCGACAUGGUCAAGGCUGGGGUAGGUGUCGACUUCUUCCUGACUGCUCCUGCAGGUGGCUACUUGGACAUUGCUACGAUUGGCUUAGUGUCAGAAAAGACUGGUGGCGAGACUUUCUACUAUCCAAACUGGGCAUAUCCUCGCGAUACCUUACGCCUCGAAAAAGAGCUCAGUCAUGCCGUGCAACGCGAGCAAGGUUAUGCUGUGCUGAUGAAAGUGCGUUGCAGCAACGGGCUGCAAAUCGCACAUUACAGCGGCAACUUCACACAACACACUUUUGGCGCCGACCUCGAGAUGGGCACGAUGACUGAAGAUUCAGCCGUUUCUGUCACCUUCACCUACGAUGGCAAACUUGAGGUGCGCAAUGACGCUCAUUUCCAGUCCGCUGUUCUGUAUACGACCACAUCCGGCCAGCGCCGCGUCCGAUGCACCAACGUGGUAGCGACUGUCACGGAGAAUGCUCGAGACAGCAUGCGCUUCGUGGAUCAAGACGCAGUGCUCACGAUACUUGCCAAAGAGGCUGCAUACAAGGUGCCCGAUAAGUCUCUGGCGAACACCCGACAAGAGCUGCAAGACAAGACGACAGAUAUCCUCGCGGCUUACCGAAAACAUCACAGUGGCGCGCAUCCAUCGGGACAGCUUGUGAUGCCAGAGCACAUGAAGGAGUUUGCAAUGUAUACGCUCGGGUUGAUCAAAUCGCGGGCCCUGAAAGGCGGCAAAGAGCCAAGUGAUCGACGGAUACACGAACUGCGUAUGCUCAAGAGUAUGGGUCCUGGCGAGUUGAGCUUGUAUCUUUACCCCCGAGUCAUCGCCAUCCAUGCCAUGGAGCCAGGAGAGGGCUUCGCAGAUGAGAACGGUCAUCUCAAAAUGCCUCAUGGCGUGAGAGCGAGCUUUGCCAACAUUGAGGAAGGCGGCGCAUAUCUGUUCGACAAUGGACAAAUGCUCAUUCUCUGGCUCCAUCAGCUCGUUAGUCCGAAUCUUCUGGAGGAUCUGUUCGGCGAAGGCUGUAAUGAGCUGCACAAGCUGGACCCUAAUCUCAACGCACUGCCUGUUCUUGAGACACAUCUCAACGCGCAAGUUCGCAACAUUCUGAUUGCUUUGGAGCAAGGCUCUGGAACCGGAAGAGGGUCAAAGGGUUUGUCGAUUCAACUCGCGAGACAAGGACUUGAUGGAGCGGAAUUUGAAUUCGCGAGACUACUGUACGAGGACCGGAACGGAGAGGCGAGCAGUUAUGUGGAUUGGUUGGUGAUGUUGCAUCGGGGCGUGAGUCAGGAUCUCUCCGGGCAACGGUCGAAGUCUUCGACGGACAACAAGAACUUCACUGAGACGAUCAGUACCAUUGCACAUAAUGUUCCGUACUUUACGUAGGCGAUGAGGUCGCUUUAUUGCGGUGUGAACGAAAAAAGUGGCAGAGUGCUUCAAGCGUGGCGUUGGUGGGUUGGAGGGAAACAGGACCUGGGCUUGUUGAUCGCGGUAGAUGUGGAAGCGAUACAUAUUUGAUGUUGUGGCGUAUCAGAUGAAUGUGUCAUCUCGACUAGAUCCGCCGAAUCGAAUGCUGCUCUGUCUCAACCAG